Egretta garzetta (little egret) is the source of this 2502-nucleotide messenger RNA. It is a transcript of the gene WEE1, whose product is annotated as WEE1 G2 checkpoint kinase. The record is from RefSeq and is a predicted model, not a curated record. Gene Ontology annotation, cellular component: nucleus. The transcript is spliced from 12 exons. The coding region runs from base 197 to 1513 and encodes 438 amino acids. Gene Ontology annotation, biological process: protein phosphorylation; mitotic cell cycle. Gene Ontology annotation, molecular function: non-membrane spanning protein tyrosine kinase activity; ATP binding; magnesium ion binding. NCBI's taxonomy places the organism in Eukaryota, Metazoa, Chordata, Aves, Pelecaniformes, Ardeidae.
AUUUUGACUAAAAAGUAAACUACCUGUUUUCAAGAGGAAUAUUUUCAAAUGGUGCAUUUGCGGCAUAAGUACAAGUACUAAUAGUCUAUUUUCAACAGUUCUGAGUGCCUGCUGCUACCAUUCAGUACCUAGGAUAUGCUGAUAAUCAGUGCUUUUGAAAAUCAGGACACAAGUUACUAGAAAAAAGGGAUUAAGGAUGAUGACAUUUCCUGACCACUGUACAAAUAGUGGAGAGACCUGUGUGAUUCUUCUCCCCUGCUUCGCUUCAGACCAGAGUGGAGGAGCUGUUUUGAGUUUGCUUUCUAAAGCACAAGGAAUAGGCUCCAGCUCAGUCAAACUUCGAGGGGGCUCUCUAUUUAUGAAUGUUGGGAAAUCGGAGAAGCAAGAAGAAGAUAUUAGACAAACGCCUCAUGUGAACAUUAAUCCCUUCACUCCCGAUUCCAUGUUCCUUCACAACUCUGAAGGAAAAUGUCGGAGGAGGAAGAGAACACACUGGAAUGACUCUUGCGGAGAGGACAUGGAAGCAAGUGAUGGAGAGCCUGAAGAUGAAACUAUCAGACCUGCUAAGAGGAUAACAAUAACGGAAAGUAAUAUGAAGUCACGGUAUGCAACUGAAUUUCAUGAGUUGGAGAAGAUUGGAUCUGGUGAAUUUGGUUCUGUGUUUAAAUGUGUGAAGAGGCUUGAUGGCUGUAUUUAUGCAAUAAAGCGAUCAAAGAAACCCUUGGCUGGUUCAGUGGAUGAGCAAAAUGCUUUAAGAGAGGUCUAUGCACAUGCAGUUCUGGGACAACAUUCUCAUGUAGUCAGGUACUACUCUGCAUGGGCAGAAGAUGAUCAUAUGCUUAUACAGAAUGAAUAUUGCAAUGGUGGCAGUUUAGCAGAUGCCAUAAGUGAAAAUUACAGGAAUAUGCGUUAUUUUACUGAACCAGAACUGAAGGACCUGCUACUUCAGGUGGCUCGAGGCUUAAAGUACAUUCAUUCAAUGUCACUGGUACACAUGGAUAUCAAACCUAGUAAUAUUUUCAUAUCUAGGACAUCAGUCCCAAGUACAACUUCAGAAGAAGGUGAUGAUGAUGAGUGGUCGUCUGAUAGAGUCAUAUUUAAAAUAGGUGACCUUGGUCACGUAACUCGAGUAUCUAGUCCACAAGUAGAGGAAGGUGACAGCCGUUUUCUUGCAAAUGAAGUCCUACAAGAGAACUACACUCAUUUGCCGAAAGCAGAUAUUUUUGCUCUUGCUCUGACUGUUGUCUGUGCUGCUGGGGCUGAACCACUUCCAACUAAUGGGGACCAAUGGCACGAAAUUCGACAAGGAAAACUACCUAGAAUACCGCAAGUGCUUUCGCAAGAGUUACUAGACUUGCUAAAAGUUAUGAUUAAUCCUGAUCCAGAGAAAAGGCCUUCAGCUGUGGCACUAGUCAAGCAUUCAGUGCUUCUCUCUGCUGCAAAAAAGAGUGCAGAGCAGCUCCGGAUAGAAUUGAAUGCUGAAAAAUUCAAAAACUCACUCCUGCAGAAGUAAGUAGCUCCUUGGGGUCCUUAAAUAAAACUUAAUUUCUAAUGGGCUUUCAUAUGAUAGUGGUGUGAUGAUAAAACAGGACUGUCCUUGUUUCCAUAUGAGGUCCACAAAUCUGUCUGUAUGUACAUAUCUGAGAGUACAAAGUGGGUUAUGCAACUUUGAAAGGAACUUUCUCCAUAGAAGGAACUUCUUAAACACCAAGGGAAUCUCAAGGACACUAUAAGUAUUCAAGGCAUACAAAACAUUACAGGUUUUAAAAAAUGUUUCAAGCAUAAUGCAUACUUUUGUGACAUGAAUAACGUAACUUACACCUAUAUUAUUUGAGUCUGUGUUUUUCCUAGGUCAUCUGUACAUUGAAACAUGUUGGAAAAUGUGACUUAAAUGAGCUGGUUUGAACAUAAAUGAAAUGGCACAUCAGGAAUGUUUUUGGACUAAUUUGACUUUUACACAGCAGUGUUAUUGGGUUACCAGAGAAUAACUUGUAUUGGGAGGUCAUCUUGUCCUACCCCUUGUUCAAACACUUAACUCUGAAUUAAAGCUGUGAAGAAGAGAUUCCCUUUAGGCAAGUCUGAUUUCUGCUUAAGUUUCAGAGAAAGAGUUAGUUAAGAAGCAAUCGUCUGAAUCUUUUACUGCAGUUAACUUUGCACGUAUUAUAGGCAGGCUUCUAUGAGGGAAUAUGGAACGCUGAUUACUUUCUGACUGGCUCAUUUUGAAUGAAGAUGUUAACUUCACAUUUGGAUUUGCCAUAUGUUUAUCUUGCUGUUGCUGCCAUCUGAAUAUAGCCAGACUUGCCAUUUUAGAUGGUUAUCUUUAUAAUCUUCUUAUGAGUUCCACUGACUGCAGAAAGAACAAUUCGACUGUUUGUGCAGGUUAUUCAAGGACAGAUUUGCUGAGGUAACAUGCUUGCUUGUAUAAAGACAACAUAUUUUUGUAUCAUGUGAAAGGGGAAGUUGGCAAAGCUAAUGUUUUGUGAAGACUACUUCUGGCCUGGC